AUGCAUGCUUCAUCAGUGAUUGUUGAAAAUAUGCCAAUGAUGCCAAUGACACCGCAAAUUGUCAUUGAAAUUCCCGCUAACACCCCGCCUGAAUCAAAUUAUAAUAGUAAUGUAAAUUUAAAUACAAAUUUAAUAAAUAGUUUAUUUAUUCAAUCACAUAAUAAUAAUAAUCAUAAUAACGGAUGGUUAUCAGGUGCAUCAAGUCCUGGUUCAUGUUAUCAAAAUUUAUUGUCGCCAACAAAUUAUUGGUCAAAAAAUCAUUAUCUUACAUCAACUAGUGAUAGUUUGUUUAGUCAUGGAAAUCUCAGGGAUGAUGACUGCCGGACAGAAAGACAAACUCCCCUAGACAGUCAAUCAAUUUAUUCACAAAUGAGUAGAACACCUCCACCAAUGGUGUUAUUGUCACCAACCUCUUCAGUAUCAUCACAAUGUUUAAAUCAAAAUCGUAAUCCCUACUGCUGUAUGAUAAAUGGCCAAAUGAAAAAUCCCUGUUUACCUGAAGGUACAACAGGAAGUUUCCAACGUUCAAAUUCAAUUUCAUUAGCAACAGCACAUGUUAACGGAAAUAAAUUCCACUAUCCUGAUAGUAAUAUAGAGAUGUACUCCGGUCAACCGUCUGACAGUCAUGCAUCACAUCCCUUUAGAUCUUGUACACCUUCAUCUAUGAUCAUGAAUAUGAAACAUCAGUCGAAUCGAUCCCUAAGUCCAUAUUCCUGUUCUAAUUAUCCACAAAAUCCUAAUUUAUCCAGACAAUGUAUACCAUGUUUAUCCGCUGACAGUCAUUGUAGUGUUGGUUUAGAGCAGACUGUCGGCUUUCAUCCAACAAUUCCUACAAAAAUUAAGCAAUAUAGAACAAGACGAGCUUCAUCACCGUUGUCUUAUAAAAGUUCAAAUGCAUCCUCUCAGUUAUUAUGUAGUAAUAAUAAUAAUAAUAACAACUCAUCUACUAUGAGGAUAUCUGCCUGCUUAACAAAAUCAGGUUGUAUGCAUAAUUUUCAACGUUGCUCAGUCCCAAAUAAACAACAGUCUUCAAUGCAACGUUCCAAUUCCUUGCCUGAAUUAUUAAUCACAAAAACAAAAACAAUUGAUGCAAUAAAAAGACGUAAAACGGAUAGAUACAAAGAUAUCUGGUAUAAGUGUAUCCCAGAAAUGAAAUCAUGUAAUUUAUUUCCAACUCCGCUAGCCUGUAGUCGUAAUUCAUUCUACCCGCUAGAGUUACCAUGUCAACAGCAACAACACCAACAGCAAGCAUAUUGUCUAUCAUCUGCUAUGAAUCAUCGUCGGCAUACAGAAGGUUGUAGUUUAAAACCGAAUAGAUCAUUGUUAUUACUACAUCAGUCAAGUCGUCGAUCGAAUUCAGUUUGUUCACAAAAUCACUGUCCUGCAAAUACCAUUGCUGGUAAUACUACUAAUCGAAACAUUAUCAGUAGUAUGCGAAAUAUGAAUUGUAAUAAUGUUAUAAUUAAUGACUGCAAUUUACAUGCUCGAUCGGCUGUAUCAAUGAUGCUCAACUCCAAGUUAGAUGAGGGUGGCAUUAGUGGCAAUAAUAAUAAUAACGCUAAUACCAAAACUCCUAUUUAUAAAAAUCAUACAUUAUUGGACAAAACUCCUUCACAGAUCUGUAAUAAGCAAACUGUUAAUCCUGUUGAUCUAGACUCAGCAAAACUUGAUGACUAUCAAAGUAUUACUGAAUUACCAGUUAAAACUGGUGAUUCAUUUACACGUUGUCUUGUUCCCUGA
Molecule: messenger RNA, 1740 nt
Organism: Trichobilharzia regenti
Lineage: Eukaryota; Metazoa; Platyhelminthes; Trematoda; Strigeidida; Schistosomatidae
Source: the annotation of a GenBank genome assembly